AUGCGGAUUAACAUUCAAUCUCUACUUUUGCUCGCAUCGCUUGCUUCUUCUGCUCUUGGAUGCAAUGGCGAUGCCCGACUCUGCGGCCGCAAAUACUCAAAUGUCACUCAGAUAGGCGCCCAUAACAGCGCCUUCGUAGGGGAGCUGCCUACCCAGAAUCAAGGGCUCGAGGUCGAGGGGCAAUUGGAUAUGGGGAUCCGCUUCCUACAAGCUCAGACACAUAAUCUCUUCGGACUGGGUGAAAUGUACAUGUGUCAUACGUCGUGCUUUCUCCUCAACACUGGCCCACUCGUGAAGUAUCUGGAGCGCAUCAAUAAGUGGAUGGUGGCUCAUCCAAAUGAAGUUGUCACCCUUCUCCUCACCAACCAGGAUAAUGCGGAUGUAUCCAUCUUUGGCAAGGCAAUGAUCAACAGCGGGCUCGCAAAGUUGGCAUAUACGCCGCCGAAAAAACUCGCCUCGAACGAGUGGCCGACGCUGCAGGAGAUGAUUAAUUCCAAUAAGAGGCUCGUUAUGUUCCUUGAUUACCACGCAGAUACCGCCAAGGUCCCGUAUAUCCUCGACGAGUUCGCAUACUGCUUUGAGACGCCCUUCUCCCAAACAGAUCCAAAAUUUCCACAAUGCUCUGUCGAUAGGCCGCCUAAUGCAUCAUCAGCUGGUCGCUUUUCGAUCAUCAACCACGUCCUCGACUUUGCUCUCACCCCCGGCAAGGAUGGCGUCUUAGUUCCAGAUAUCCUGGAGGCAGAGAAGACUAAUAGCGUGGCAUCGAUCAUGGCGCAGGUAGGGCUCUGCCAAGAGGCGCAUGGCGCCACUCCUAACUUCAUUUUGGUGGACUAUGCCGAGAGAGGCGAGGUGAUCAAAGCACAGAAUAUGAUGAAUCAUUUGGUGUAG
Messenger RNA from Pseudogymnoascus destructans, 888 nucleotides. RefSeq lists its product as uncharacterized. The transcript is spliced from 6 exons. Bases 1 to 888 code for a protein of 295 amino acids. Gene Ontology annotation, molecular function: phosphoric diester hydrolase activity. Gene Ontology annotation, biological process: lipid metabolic process. Lineage: Eukaryota; Fungi; Ascomycota; Leotiomycetes; Thelebolales; Thelebolaceae. The record is from RefSeq and is a predicted model, not a curated record.